Messenger RNA from Sinocyclocheilus rhinocerous, 2567 nucleotides. Its product is annotated as melanocyte protein PMEL-like. The coding region runs from base 36 to 2234 and encodes 732 amino acids. Lineage: Eukaryota; Metazoa; Chordata; Actinopteri; Cypriniformes; Cyprinidae. Gene Ontology annotation, biological process: melanosome organization. Gene Ontology annotation, cellular component: plasma membrane; melanosome. The record is from RefSeq and is a predicted model, not a curated record. The transcript has 12 exons.
AAGCUGGAUCAGUGACUGUGGUGUUGUAGUCAUCAAUGCAUACCCUGAAGAUGUGGACGGCUCUUGUCUUUCUAAUUCUUACAUUCUCAUCAGGAUCGCUUUCACAAUCCAGAACACGCUUUGCACAUUAUCGUUCAUGGAACUCACAGAUGUAUCCAGUUUGGAGGGAUGGAGAUCCUAGAUACAGAGACUGUUGGAAAGGUGGAGAGGUGACAUUUGAAGUCAGAAGUGAUUCUCCUACACUGACAGGAGCCAAAGCCACUUUCAACAUUAAUGUUCACUUCCCUCAGAACCAGACAGUCCUUCCUGAUGGACAGGUGGUGUGGGCAAGAAACUGUAAAAUUAAUGGAACAUCAUAUACUAUGGGCCAGACUGUAUACCCUGAGUCCAAUAUACCUCAAGAAUGGGCAGGUGUCUUUCCUGACAGGACACCCUUCACUAAGAUCUCCAACAAAAAGCCUCGGUUUGUCUAUGUAUGGAAAACAUGGGGAAAAUAUUGGCAGGUGGCCGAUGGUCCCUCCUCUCUACUGACAAUUGAAACAGACAAUAUGCCUCUUGGUUCUUACACCAUGGAUUUGGUGAUUUAUCACUGCCGUGGCAAAGACAAGUUUGUUCCCCUUGGUUAUGCAUCUACCCAGUUCUCCAUCACUGACCAGAUUCCUUUUACAGUAAUAUUAUCUCAGGUUGGUGACAUCAAUCAGGGUGACCAAAGCUUUAUCCAGAACAGAGCUGUGUCCUUCAGCAUUAACUUGCAUGACCCUAGCCAAUAUCUCAGUGGGUCAGACAUCACCUUCAACUGGGAUUUUGGUGACAAUAGUGGAACUCUCAUUUCUCGGGAAACCACUGUUACCCACACAUACCUUACAACUGGUUCCUUCAGGCCACAGGUGGUUUUGAUGGCAGCUAUCUCAACUAGUUGUCAGCUCAAUCCAACUCCAGCAGCCACUGGUGUACCCCCUGUUCCCGUAACAGAUGAAGCAACAGCAGUGGAAAACAUUGUGCUGACUGUUUCUCCUCAAUCGGUUGAUGUUGUUCCCUUGGCAGAGGAAGAAGUUGCACCUGAUGUCACUGUAGUUGCCAAUGACUUGGCAGUGUCAGCAACUGACGCAGAGGCAGAAUUAGAUAAUACUGCUCAGGAGGUGCCCACUGCUGCUGGAGACACUGCUGUGGCAGAAGCUGACAAUACUGCUGCAGUCAUGUUAGCCACACCUACAGCUGUUGAGGCUGAACCUGCGACAGAAGUUCCUGCAGCUGACUCGGCCCCAGAAGGAGGCGAGAUUAUAAUCAAUCUGGCGGCCACAGUUCUCCCAGAACCCCCUGCUGCUGUAGUUGAAACAACCUCUGUUCAGACACUUAUAGAAAGUGUGGCACUGACUGGUGAUGCAAUAAUCAUUAACACCCCUGAGGCAGUGGUCACAGAUGUCAUAGCAUCUGUUAUACCUGUAGCAGAAGACAUAGAAGCAGUUAAUGAAGCUGCUGCUGGAGUCAGCGAGGCAACCGAAGCCAUCAGUGGCGUAACUAGUAUACCUGAGGCAACAGUGAGUGAAUUAGAAGCUGAACUGGUGGCAGGAACUGAAGCAACCCAGGCCGCUCUAAUCAUUGCAAAGCGGCAAGCACCAGAAAUGCCGGCAGAAAAAAACUGUAUGAUUUAUCGUUAUGGCUCCUUCUCUACAACUCUUACAGUAGUCCAGGGAAUAGAGAGUGUUGAGAUUGUGGAGGUGAAUAAUGUGGUGAUUCUGGCCACAGAGCUGGAGCAGAAUGCUGUAGAUCUUACAGUCACAUGUCAGGGAAGCCUGCCCAAUCAAGUGUGCACCGUGGUAUCCGAUGCAGACUGCACAAGCCCUGUUCAGGACCUACAGUGUAAUGCGGUGACACCAACCUCUGAGUGUCAGAUGGUGCUGCGACAAUUUUUCAACAACUCGGGCACCUUCUGUAUCAACGUGUCUCUGACCAAUGAUGUCAGCUUGGCUGUAACCAGUGCAAAGCUCAGUGUGGCUAUAGACACAAAUUCAUCAAGGAACACAGCUGGAGCAACACUGGGAGUCCUUGUUUUUAUUUGUGCAUUGUGGGCCAUUGCUUUUUCAUACAAGCGGUUUAAGGAGUACCAUCCACUGAGAGAAGAUAAUACAAGCAGCAGCUCUGGAAGAAGCUCAGUGCUUUUAAUGCUGUGGAACCUUCUGAGCCGGAGAUCCACUGCAGAGAGCCGCCCGCUCCUACUUGGGCGAGUGGUGUGAAAAGCUGUCCACUUCUGCUUUGAGGCAUAUUGCAAAGUCUGUACAAUCUCUCAAUAAGAGAAUGAGGGCCUCAUUGUACUGUAAUAACAAAAAUGUUAUAUGUAAUAUGCCUCACAUUAUCUAAAUGAUGUUUUAUUGUAUGUGGCAGUUGCUGAAUAAUUACAGUGUGUUGUGUGUCGUCAUAAAAAAUUGCACAUAUUUCCUGUUAAUGGUUAGCUUUUCUUGAGUUGCAAUAAUCUGACUUAUUCCCCUUCAGUAUUUGUUACAUUCCUAAGUGUCAGUCAAGAGAUAUAGGGUUGUAAUUUUAUCAAUUAAAAAUAUAGCGCAGUGCAA